GAGGGGCUUACAAUGGUUAAGGAGGAGGGAUAGCCAGUUAGCAGCCAGAUUUUAUAGUACAGUAGACUACUUCUCCCUCUGUUUUGAAGGGGGCCACAUAAUUACUUUUAUCAAACUAGGUUAGUAGUGGAGCAGUUGGUCAGUGUUUUAUGCUGUGUCACUCUAUUUGAACUUUGGUUGACUGUUUCACUUAAGCCUAACCAGUUGACCACUGAAACUUGGUUAUUAGUAGUAUGCCUGUGUGCAGUCUGGAUCACACAGAGGAGCAUCAAGUCUUUUUGCUAUUUACCCUAGUUUAAAGGUGCAAUAUGCAGAAGUCGCUCUGCAAUUUCCUGGUUGCUAAAAUUCUAAUAGUUCACCUAAUUUCAAUUUAUGUGACAAAACAAGCAAGAGAAUCAUUGUACCAUCUAAACCGCUGUGAAAUAUAUUUUCAUUAACCAAAAAUAUUGUAUUUUCAGCUUUUUGAAUCUGGUGUAAAAGACACAACUAAACUUAAGAAUGGGGAAAUAGCACACAUUGAACAUAUCUACCUCUUCUUAGAGUUGCUUUCAAUGAGAAUGACAGCUCUAUAACUCACAUUUCUAUGUGAAUUUGGUCAGAUUGCCCAAAAAGUUACAUAUUACAGCUUUAAUUAAAUCUGGAAAUGUGUGUGUGUGUGUGUGUGUGUCUGUCUCACAGCUUCACCAGCUCUUCCAAAGACAUUGUCUGCUUGACUUGCUCUUAGAUAUUCUGUAUGACCAACUGUCCCACCCUUAUUGUGACGGUUGGCCUCCCAGCCAGAGGUAAGACAUACAUCUCCAAGAAGCUGACCCGCUAUCUCAACUGGAUUGGUGUGCCAACCAAAGAGUUCAACGUGGGUCAGUACAGGAGAGAGUGUGUGAAGAUCUACAAGUCCUUUGAGUUUUUCCGUCCAGACAAUGAAGAGGGGCUGAAGAUCAGGAGGCAGUGUGCACUGACAGCGCUGAAUGAUGUGCGCCAGUACCUGAGUGUGGAGCGGGGCCAGGUGGCGGUGUUUGAUGCCACUAACACCACACGGCAGAGGAGAGGGACCAUCACCAGGUUUGCAGAGCAGAACGGCUUUAAGGUGUUCUUUGUGGAGUCUGUGUGUGAAGACCCUGAUGUCAUUGCGGAGAACAUAGUGCAAGUGAAGCUGGGUAGUCCUGACUACAUAGACUGUAAUACAGAAGAGGUCGUUGAGGAUUUCAUGAAGAGGAUCAAGUGCUAUGAGAACUCUUACCAGCCACUGGAUGAAGUUCUAGACAGGGAUCUGUCCUACAUCAAGAUAAUGGAUGUGGGCCGGAGGUAUCUGGUGAACCAGAUCCAGGACCACAUCCAGAGCCGCAUCGUUUACUACCUGAUGAACAUCCACAUCACACCACGCUCCAUCUACCUGUGUCGCCAUGGAGAGAGUGACCACAACGUCAAGGGACGCAUCGGAGGAGAUUCUGGCCUGUCUGGCAGGGGCAAGGAGUUUGCAAAGUGUCUGGAGAAGUUCAUCCAAGAGCAGAACAUUAAGGAUCUGAAGGUGUGGACCAGCCAGAUGAAGAGGACCAUCCAGACAGCUGAAGCUGUGGCUGUGCCCUACGAGCAGUGGAAGGCUCUCAACGAGAUAGAUGCUGGUGUGUGUGAGGAGAUGAUGUAUGAGGAGAUCCAGGGACAUUUCCCUCAGGAGUUUGCACUGAGAGACCAGGACAAAUACCGCUACCGCUAUCCUAAAGGAGAGUCAUAUGAGGACCUGGUGCAGCGUCUGGAGCCAGUCAUCAUGGAGCUGGAAAGGCAGGAGAAUGUCCUGGUCAUCUGUCACCAGGCUGUCAUGCGCUGCCUGCUCGCUUACUUUCUGGAUAAGAGCGCAGAUGAGCUGCCUUACCUGAAGUGCCCUUUGCACACUGUACUGAAGCUGACACCUGUGGCUUAUGGCUGUAAAGUAGAGUCUGUCUUUUUGAACGUGGAAGCUGUGAACACCCACAGGGACAGGCCAGAGAAUGUAGACACUUCACGGAUGCCGGAGGAAGCCCUGUUCACAGUCCCCGCCCACCAGUGAUUAGUGACAGUGCCCAAGACUAGAGUGAUAUCACUCACCAUGGCCACUUCCUCUACUCAAUCAGCAAUCAAUACAAAUUCCUCUUUUAAUUUUUUCCUUGCAGUGGGAUUGGAAAAAAAGCAUCCGGAUCUUUCAUUGGACAUAUUCCUCGUUCAGGUUCACCAGAUCUUUCUCUUUCCUUCUGUGCAAUGAAAGUCUAGACAACUGGAAUCCAGUUCAAUGGUGAUUCGCCCCACUAUCGGGGUAUGUGUGAGAGUGUGUGCAUGUGAGUGUGUUUUGUAUGUGUGUGAGUGUAUAUGAUCAAGAUAAGGACAAUCUGAUUUGAAACCUAUUUUAAAUACAGGACAUAUGGCUUUUCAUCAAAUUGUAGAGUUGAGCUUUUCUGAAAUCGUGUCUGUCACAGGCAGCCCAAUUCUGGUAUUUUCUAUUAAUUGGUCUUUUGACCAAUCAGAUCAACUCUUUUUACAAUCAUUUGGCAAAAGAUCAGAAUUGGGCUGACUGUGCAAACACAGUCUAAGAACCAUAUAUGUUGACAUUGUAUAUUUCUUGUUCUUAGUAUUUUAGUGUUUGUCCACCCCAUUUUAGAGGCUGUGACAUGCAGACUAAAGCGGGAACACAAAUUGUAGAUAGUUCUUUUUAUGUCUGGUAUAAAAUCAGGCUGUUCCUAUAAAGGCAGUUUUGCGAAUCUAUCAUUUUCAAUUAAGUUAAUCUUCAUCUAGUUAAAAUCUAAAAAGAUUGACAAGUUUGUUUCCAUGUCGCAUCAGUGAUCUGCUAUAUCUAGAAUGUGUUUAUCUAUUGUUCAAUGUCUACUAGUGAAGGAUACGUUAUCUAAAAUGCCGCUGUAGUUCAGUAGCACAGGAAUAGUUGUUGGCAUCUGUGGUAUCAUAACAAAUCAAUUGAAAUGACUUCUAAUGCCUGUGUAAACGCGUAUAUUUGUAAUGAUCACCAUAAUCAGUUGUCCGUAAUGCUUUGAAUGUUAUUAAAUCGCUCACUGGUUUUAUAUAGUUUUCAGCAUGUUCACCGUGUCUUGUUUGUUCAUUUUGACUUGUUUGUCAACGUGUCAAGAAUAUGAUUCUUUCAAUGUAAAUAUCUACAUCAUCCAAAUGUAAUAAAUAUUUUGAGUUAA
This is a messenger RNA of Salvelinus fontinalis (brook trout), 3167 nucleotides long. RefSeq names its product 6-phosphofructo-2-kinase/fructose-2,6-bisphosphatase 4-like. The transcript is spliced from 14 exons. Lineage: Eukaryota; Metazoa; Chordata; Actinopteri; Salmoniformes; Salmonidae. Gene Ontology annotation, cellular component: cytosol. Gene Ontology annotation, molecular function: ATP binding; 6-phosphofructo-2-kinase activity; fructose-2,6-bisphosphate 2-phosphatase activity. The record is from RefSeq and is a predicted model, not a curated record. Gene Ontology annotation, biological process: fructose metabolic process; fructose 2,6-bisphosphate metabolic process. The coding region runs from base 734 to 2041 and encodes 435 amino acids.